This is a messenger RNA of Orbicella faveolata, 519 nucleotides long. RefSeq lists its product as uncharacterized. Gene Ontology annotation, biological process: multicellular organism development; protein phosphorylation; cell surface receptor protein tyrosine kinase signaling pathway. Gene Ontology annotation, cellular component: plasma membrane; signaling receptor complex. The record is from RefSeq and is a predicted model, not a curated record. Lineage: Eukaryota; Metazoa; Cnidaria; Anthozoa; Scleractinia; Merulinidae. Gene Ontology annotation, molecular function: transmembrane receptor protein tyrosine kinase activity; ATP binding.
AUGAACUUGUUAAACUUUCUUCUGGAAGGAAAUCGGAUGGAGAAACCGAACAACUGCUCCGAUGAAAUUUACCAGAUCAUGCUCGCCUGCUGGUCACGUGAAUGUGAGGAGCGCCCCUCGUUCCAGAACCUGAGGGAAGAGUUAUUCGACCUGCAGAAGGAAGAACAACCUUAUGUAAAUGUGGAUCCCAGUCAGGCCCUCAUCUUGCCGCCAACAGCUGGCCGAGACACCGUCGGAAACCUUAUUGCUUUCAGUGACGGCACGUUCAGUGGGGAGACCGCUGAUCAUGACGAAGUAGAAAUGGAGGAGCUUCCAAAAGAGUUGAGCCCUGGAAAAAUGUCGCUACAAAAUGAGCUACCACCUUCCAGAGAAAAAGAAAACGCUGGUUACGAAAGCUCCAAUGAAUCAGAAGAUCUGUCAGCCUCGUUUGAAAAUACUGCUGACAUUGAGAUCGGCCCUACUCUACAAAAAGAAAAGCCGGUUGACAUUAACGAUACCAACUUCAUAUUGAUGGUUUAA